AUGCCGCUGGACGAUGAGUACGAGAAGAGGCGAGCGAAGGCUUACCAGGACUACGACAUUAUUUGCAAGCAGUUCCCUGUGCUGCUGGAGAAGAUGGACGCGCUGGAUCCGCCGAAGAAGAGGACUAGGCGAUCCGCGAAGAAGAGGAAAACUGAAGCGGAGAAGAAGCCCGACGACGACCCGCCGCCGGCCCUGACCCCGGAGAUCAGGGCGCGGUACAAGGAGCUAGCCGUGGUCAUCAAGGGCUACCUCCAGGAGCUCGGCGACGACGUCGACGGGGAGGCGGCGGCCGGAGGCAGCACAGGCCAGGCAGCUCCGCCACCGCCAACUGCAGCGGGAGACGAGCAGUAAAUCAAAAGCUACUUGCCCGUCCUACCGUGCCCUGCGCUUGCUCAAUGAGGAGGCCGCCUGUGCCCCUGCUGGCGGAUUAUCCCCGUCCAGUAACAAUAACCAGUUUCCA
Messenger RNA from Panicum hallii, 460 nucleotides. RefSeq lists its product as uncharacterized. The record is from RefSeq and is a predicted model, not a curated record. NCBI's taxonomy places the organism in Eukaryota, Viridiplantae, Streptophyta, Magnoliopsida, Poales, Poaceae. The coding region runs from base 1 to 351 and encodes 116 amino acids. The transcript has 3 exons.